AUGUGUAACAGAAAGCCGGUAAAGCGCGCGCUAUUUGCUUUGACCAAUGCGCGUGCUUCGUGCUCGAAUUGGCAGUCAGAUGGGGGAUAUCUUCCACAUAAAGGCAAAAUUGCUUACUCUCAAGCGGGAGUCUGUACAUAUUCAACUCCAGUGCAUAUCCCCCAUAUUAGGCACCUCCUACAACCCUCCGUCAUGGGAGAGACCCACCGCAUCCGUCGCAAACCACAUGAUGGUGCCAGUGACAUACACGACAUAGAAGGUUCCAACCCCAAGGAUGAAACUUUGGGAUCAGGGAUACACCACGUGCACAACCGCGACAUUCUUGUCAUGUGUGUUGGGGAGACAUGUUUCUUGUACGGGUGA
Molecule: messenger RNA, 363 nt
Organism: Arctia plantaginis
Lineage: Eukaryota; Metazoa; Arthropoda; Insecta; Lepidoptera; Erebidae
Source: the annotation of a GenBank genome assembly